GUUCAAUAGUAUAACGCAAUACUGUGAAGUUGUGUUUGGUUGCAAAUAUGGCCGACAGGUUAACGCAACUCCAAGAUGCCGUUAAUUCGCUGGCGGACCAGUUCUGCAAUGCCAUCGGAGUUCUGCAGCAGUGCGCUCCACCAGCGUCAUUUAGCAACAUUCAGACCGCGAUCAAUAAAGACCAGCCCUCAAAUCCAACAGAAGAAUACGCCCAACUGUUCGCUGCGCUGAUCGCGAGGACUGCCAAGGACGUGGAUGUGCUGAUCGAUUCUCUGCCCAGCGAAGAAUCUACUGCAGCUCUGCAGGCGGCCAGCCUGAGGCAGCUAGAGGAGGAGAACCACGACGCCGCCGCGCGGCUGGAGGAGGUGGUGUACCGCGGGGACCUCCUGCUGGAGAAGAUCCAGAGCGCUCUGGCCGACAUCGCCCAGUCCCAGCUCCGCACCCGGAGCGGUCUGCCCAGCCAGCCCGCACCGCCGGACUCCUGACACCAGAGGGCAGCAGCCAGCCAGACCUGCCGUGCUGCCGACACCGUUUAAAGCAGGGGUCAGAUCUGCUGGGUUUCCACCCUCCCUUCGCCUGGGAGUCUGGUGCGCAGCCCUGCGGGACUGGAGUUGGACAGCCCCGGAGGCUAGCCGCUAGCACUAAUUGCACGGGAGGAAAGAAAACCGUGACUGGAUUUGGAUGUGUGUUGAUGAACCCUGAUUUUAAUCAUUUCUGCCACAAGCACUAUCCCUGGAUCACAUUUCCUGCAUAUUGUCCUGACUCCUGACAAUUGCUGUCGGGAUGAAUUCUGACUGGAACAUUGAGGCUUUUGCUGUAAAAUCUGGGUUUUUUUUGUUUAAGCUGUGUAUAUUUGGUUAUUUUGGAUAAUUACCAUUUUUGCAGUUUUGACUCUCCUGCAGCUCGCUCUGUUUGAAAUGGUGAAUGUGGUUAAUGUACAGACUGUCAGCUCUGAUUUGUGUGUGUGCGUUUUGCACACUACGUCCUCUUCCGGAAGUUUUUAUGUGCACAGUGAUUUUCAUAUCAUUUGAUAUUUGCUGUGGUUAUGUCCAUGCCCUUUUUUCAAGUUUAAACAAGCUUAAAAAAGUCAUUAAUACAUCACAAUUUGGUAUGUUUGCUUUUACCCUUGGUAUAAUUGUUAUGACCUGUAUUUAGUAAUUUACCCAUGUCAGAAACAAAUAUUUUGUUUUCUGUAAUCUACAAUUUGAAGUGAUGUCACUGGGAUACACCACCCUAACCCCACUGAUCAUUGAAAGGAAAGGACUUGUAUUCAGUAUUACUGUGUUUUAUUGACUGUGGGCAGACCAGUUUACUAUCUGAACAUUGGGUGAAGUUUACCUUAACCACCAAUGCUGCCAUUAGAGUUCUCCUCAUUAUGAAUAAAUUCUGUUUUCACAA
This is a messenger RNA of Conger conger (European conger), 1398 nucleotides long. It is a transcript of the gene med21, whose product is annotated as mediator complex subunit 21. Gene Ontology annotation, molecular function: transcription coregulator activity. Gene Ontology annotation, cellular component: mediator complex. The record is from RefSeq and is a predicted model, not a curated record. The coding region runs from base 48 to 485 and encodes 145 amino acids. Gene Ontology annotation, biological process: regulation of transcription by RNA polymerase II. The transcript has 4 exons. NCBI's taxonomy places the organism in Eukaryota, Metazoa, Chordata, Actinopteri, Anguilliformes, Congridae.